CUGAGGCGCUGCCUUCCUGCGGCUGCGCACUGACGCGUCCUGCGUUGCCCAAAAUGGCGUCGUCCGCGCCCGUCCGCGGGCUGGGGCUGCGGGUGCUGGCCUGCAGCCGGGCGCUGCCUUGCGCCUUGCGCGCCCUGCACACUUCCGCGGUCUGCGCCAAGAACCGGGCGGCGCGAGUCCGCGUGGCCAAAGGGGACAAGCCGGUGAGCUACGAGGAGGCGCACGCUCCGCACUACAUCGCACACCGAAAGGGCUGGCUGUCGCUGCACACAGGUAACCUGGAUGGAGAAGACCAUGCUGCAGAGAGAACCCUGGAGGAUGUUUUCCUUCGCAAGUUUAUGCUGGGCACCUUUCCAGGCUGCCUGGCUGACCAGAUUGUCCUGAAGCGCCGGGCCAACCAAGUGGACAUCUGUGCCCUGGUCCUCAGGCAGCUGCCAGCACACAAGUUCUACUUUCUCGUGGGCUACAGUGAGACUCUGCUGUCACACUUUUACAAGUGUCCUGUACGACUCCACCUUCAAACUGUGCCUUCCAAGGUCGUGUACAAGUACAUUUAAAGAGCGCUCUUUCUUUCGUUGAGCUGUAACCUGCAAAGGCCCGCAGAAGUGGAUCAAACACCGGCUCUCACGGGGUAGAGGGGCAUCAGCUCCUAGCUGCCGUCGAAUAAAACCUUGAUAAUGCUU
Molecule: messenger RNA, 683 nt
Organism: Apodemus sylvaticus (European woodmouse)
Lineage: Eukaryota; Metazoa; Chordata; Mammalia; Rodentia; Muridae
Gene: Mrps24
Product: mitochondrial ribosomal protein S24
Exons: 4
Coding region: 54-557 (167 amino acids)
Biological process (GO): translation
Cellular component (GO): mitochondrion
Source: RefSeq, a predicted model, not a curated record